GCUCCCGACCUCGGCCCGGCCCCGCCAUGGCCCGCCGCACCCGCGGUGAGGACCAAGAUGAGCUGCGUUACCAGGAUACCGAAUUGGAUGUGCCAGAGCAGCGGGAUGGCAGGUGCAAAGUCAAGUGGACCCAAGAAGAGGAUGAGCAGCUGAAGAUGUUAGUAAGCCACUAUGGGCAGAAUGACUGGAAAUUCCUGGCCAGUCACUUUCCUAACCGCAGUGAUCAGCAGUGUCAGUACAGGUGGCUGAGAGUGUUGAAUCCAGACCUGGUUAAGGGCCCUUGGACCAAAGAAGAGGACCAAAAGGUAAUUGAACUGGUUAAAAAAUAUGGCACCAAACAGUGGACCCUGAUAGCCAAGCACCUGAAAGGGCGGUUAGGGAAGCAGUGCCGGGAACGCUGGCAUAACCACCUGAACCCUGAGGUGAAGAAGUCGUCCUGGACAGAGGAGGAGGAUCGUAUAAUUUUUGAGGCCCACAAGGUCCUGGGGAAUCGCUGGGCGGAGAUUGCCAAGCUGCUGCCUGGGAGGACCGACAAUGCUGUGAAGAAUCACUGGAACUCCACCAUCAAGCGGAAGGUGGACACGGGAGGCUUUCUCAAUGAAACUAAGGAGUCCAAGUCACUGUACUUGCUUGUGGAGGUGGAUAACAAGGAGAGACAAAGUCAAACGACAACUGAGAGCCAGAAUGUCCUGCCGAACUGGCCAGUGGAUAUCUCUGAGAUAAAAGAAGAAGAUGUCAGUGAUGAGGAGGUGACGGGUGUACAGGAGUUGCCCUCGGAGCUGCCAGUGGCAGAACUGGCAGAGCAGAACAUGGAGGGAACUCCAGAAGAGGCAACCACUUCGUUCGUCGAAUCACCCUACAAAUGGGUUGUUGAAGCUGCCAACUAUUUGUACCCAAGUUGUGUGCCAGCCUUCAAUGAAGCUCUGGACAUGAUUGAAUCUGACCCAGACGGUGGGUGGUGUGACCUGACUCAGUUUGACCUGCCUGAGGAACCUUCUGCCGGUGGCAGCAGCAGCAACAACAGUCCCAUGAGGCCAACGCUGAGUGAGGCCGCGCCGUCCCUGCCCAGCAUGACCGAGUACCGCCUGGAUGGCCACACCAUCUCCGACCUGAGCAGGAGCAGCAAGGGAGAGCUCAUCCCCAUCUCCCCUCAUGCUGAGGGGAGCUUUGGCACUCCACCCUCAGUGCUGAUGAGGCAGAAGAAGAGGAAGAUCUCCCUCUCCCCUGUCACGGAGAACGUCACCAGCACCAGUCUGUCCUUCCUUGACUCCUGCAACAGCAUGACCCCCAAGGGCACCCCUGUAAAGACACUGCCCUUCUCUCCAUCUCAGUUCUUAAACUUUUGGACCAAACAGGAUACACUAGAACUGGAGAACCCAUCCCUGACCUCCACACCUGUGUGCAGCCAGAAAGUGAUUGUCACCACCCCACUGCACAGGGACAAGACCCCUCUGCCCCAGAAGAACUUAGCGUUUGUCACACCAGAUCAGACGUACGUGGUGGACAACACGCCUCAUACUCCCACGCCUUUCAAAAAUGCCCUGGAGAAAUAUGGACCAAUUAGACCUCUGCCCCAGACUCCUCACCUGGAAGAAGACUUGAAAGAGGUACUCCGAAGUGAAGCUGGCAUCGAACUCAUCAUAGAGGAUGAGGUGAAGCCUGAGAAACAGAAAAGGAAACAGGGGUUGCGCAGGAGUCCCAUCAGGAAGGUCCGGAAGUCUCUAGCCUUGGAUAUUGUGGAUGAAGAUAUGACACAAAAUCUGCCUGCCCUCCCCAAGACUGUGUGUUUCAAAAGAGCCCAGCCUGUGAAUUUCCUGUCAAGGUCCCUGAACCUUUCCUCCUCGAGCAGGAAGAACGACAGUCAUUUGCUCAACAGAGCUUUCAUGCAAGUGCAGCCAGAGAAAAUGUCCUACAGGAAAAUGCCAAGCCAUUUCAGGCCACCAGCACCAAUGACCAGGGCUUGGAAAGCAGUGGCCUGCGGUGGAACCCAAGACCAACUCUUCAUGCAGGAGAAAGCUCGACAGUUUUUGGGCACGUUGAAACAGAGUCACACAUCAAGGACCUUAAUCUUAUCAUGAAGGAUUGUUCUGCUUCUUGAUUUUAUUUUUUAAAACUUUAAAUAAGUGGAGGGGGAACUGCGGGAAAAAAUAUCCUCUGCCAGACCUUAGUGUGUGGGAGUGGAUUUUUCUUUUCCUUCUGUUUCCAGGUAGAUUAAUAUUGUAACAAACUGGGCUAACUGCUGGCUA
This is a messenger RNA of Corapipo altera (White-ruffed manakin), 2246 nucleotides long. It is a transcript of the gene MYBL2, whose product is annotated as MYB proto-oncogene like 2. Gene Ontology annotation, biological process: regulation of DNA-templated transcription. Lineage: Eukaryota; Metazoa; Chordata; Aves; Passeriformes; Pipridae. The record is from RefSeq and is a predicted model, not a curated record. Gene Ontology annotation, molecular function: RNA polymerase II cis-regulatory region sequence-specific DNA binding; DNA-binding transcription factor activity, RNA polymerase II-specific. Gene Ontology annotation, cellular component: nucleus. The transcript has 14 exons. The coding region runs from base 27 to 2078 and encodes 683 amino acids.